GAAUGUGACAUGGCGUCCAUCAAGAUAUAUCACGGCCUCCUGUAAAACUGUUUUAAUGACAGUGAUCUUAGUUUGCAUUUUAUUACUGAGGCCGUAAUAAAUCGUAUAUUUGCAUUGAUGGUAAUGCAUGCAAGGAAACCUCAGCGGAUAAGCGAUGGGUACUUUGAGAAGCAUCAGGCCCAUCCGUAUCAGAAGUACCAUUCAAAAAGUGAAAGAAGAACAGCUGGUGACUACGUUUCUUCUGACAGCCAGUACACACCUCUCCGAUCCCCCAAUGGUAACCUUUCUACACAUGGACACAGCACACAUUCGAGUCACUCCAGUCAUGGCCACCACCACUACCAUGUUGUUGAUGACAGAGGUUAUCCAACAUCACGAAAUGCUUACAUGCAGAAAGGUUCAGACAAGGAGAGAGAUAGAGACUACAAAUCCUCUAGAAAUAAGUACACAGAUAGUGUCAGAUCACCGAAAGAAAAACGUAGCAAAGAUAGUGAAAAGGAGAGAAGUAAUCAUGAACGAAGUGAAUCAGAAAAAAAGAGUAGGACUAGUAGCAUGAAUAGUGUUAGUAGGAGUAGUAAAUAUGACAAAACGCCUUCAGCUGCAAUGUGUUCAGACCAUUCUGGUAGUGAGUGGUCGGAGCACAUUAGUUCCUCUGGAAAAAGGUACUACUAUAACUGUGUCAGUGAAGUGUCACAAUGGGAAAAGCCUAGAGAAUGGGACUCGAGAAGAAUGUCAUCCAAAGAUUCAACAUAUUCUUCAAGAAGCAAAUGCCUAAGGCUGCGUUCACACCAAACUGACCGUCAGCUACGGACUGUGAGCGAGAGCUAUGCAGAUCGUGAUAAAAGGUCUAGCUCCCGAUCGGGGAGAAGAGAAUCCGAAAAAACUAGUAAAAGAACAAACAGUGCUUCGGAGAGGUACUGGAACAACAGCAGAGAGGAGGAGGCGCUCGACCGAACUAGACCAAAACAUUCGGUUCUAGCGCACGAUGGCAAAGAUGGCCAAUCAUUACAAGACAUGGACAUAUCUCCAGACCGGAGUACACCGCUGUCGGAGAACUCCUAUGGUGCAAGAGACACUAAUUCCACAAUACGAAAUAAUUCAGAAAACAAUUCAGUACCUCCUGUUGUGGUCCUUGACAAUUCAAAUCAACCGAGUGGGUCGUUAUUGGCGGCGGCGCUGCCUCGCAUCGUGGCGGCGCCUGUAGUGAUGCCAGCUAACAACGGCGCGAGUAUGUCGCCGGGCGCGGGGGCGUGCGCGGGCGCGGGCGCGGUGGCGGUAGCGGGCGCGGGAGCGGGCAGCGGAGACACGACGCCGCACCGUGACGCCGGACCGCCCACGCCCACACAUUCAGAGAACGUGGACCCGCACGCCCCGCCCCUACAUCUAGACCAGGCGCUGCCCAGGAAGAUGGAAUGCCUGGGCAGUUACUCGUCAGUGGUGGGCGGGACGCUGCAUCACGCGCCGCCCAUGCUGACGCCCUCAUUGGUCAACUACAUGCGUACUGACCUUACCGCCCACGUCAAUGGCUGGCCUGCCGAUAUAUUGGAAAAACAGGCCAACAAGUUCACCGAGGAGGCGUAUCAGCUGGGAUGCCUGCAAUGCACGCGGGUCUCCGCCGAGUUGAAGUGCUCGCGAUCACUCGUCCGCCACACAGAGAUACAAGCAACAUUACAGGAACAAAAGAUAAUGUACCUGCGACAGCAGAUCUCGCGGCUGGAGGAGCUCAAGUCCCAGAACUCGUUCAUGUCGGACGACUAACCGCGCUCUGCAUUACCCACCCCUAACGGGUUCACUUCACCCGCAUCAAUGCUAAACGUUGUUCAUUCCGUUCUUUUUUUUCUGUGUAAUUUAGAUCGAAUGAUUACUGUUGUGUUGUGUGAUUUGAUGUUAAACUAAGCUUUCAUCCUCGUGAAAUUCAAAUUGAAUCCGAGUAUUUUCUGACAAAAUUCUAUAUAGAAUGCAAAUUAAUAAUUUGAGUUGAGAGUGUAUAUUGUAAGAAAAUGAUCGUUGUAGAUAAAUAAGUUGAUAGCGGCGUGACGAGUUCGCACUGUCCCGCGUCCGUAACGUGCCCGCCGCCGUGCCUCCACCCUCCCCUCAUACUACAGGCAUCGCGCGGCAAAGAUGUUUCCUAUCAUAUUUAUAUUCAGCAAUGACAGAGAUGAUUUAUAGUGAUAGUUUUCAUUGGUCAGUUGUAAGGGUACAGUGUUUUGUAAUGUAUUUAAAGAAUUAAAUUAUUAAAUAAUACUUUCAUAUAUUUCGUUUUUGUAUAAUUCUAAUGUAAGCCACUCCCUUUAGAGUCAGUAGUUUAAGUGCUAAUACAAUGAAAUGUUCAAAUAUAAUGUCGAUAGUUCAUUUUUUCAAUUUUUUUUUAUAGAGCUGCACGUAUAGAUAUUUAUCUCGGGAAAGUUUGUGUCUACAUCCGAAUUUCACUUUUCUAGGGUGUUCCCAUACAAUAUUUCACUCGUCCCGAGAAAAGUGGAAUUUGGUAUUGACAUUGCGUGUAGCUUUAAGAGUAUCGGAAACCGAUUCAAAUAACAUUUUUAUACUUUGACUAGUUCUAUAGUAAAUAAUAUUAUAAAAUAAGCGUUUUGUCGUAUAUGAAUAAGACGGGACAGUUAUAAGAAUAUUACUUUAUUUGAGUCUAUAUCAAUGAUACAAUAAUCAAUAUUACUUAUAUAUUAUUUUGAUUAAUGUUUGUGUUGCGUCCACAUUAUUACUAUUAUAAAUCUAAGUAGUCUUUAAUUUGAAUAUAGAUGAACUACUGACACUAAAGGAUCAACUUCCGUCGUGUUUGACUGGUAUAUAAAUAGGUCACAUGGUCUUAAAACGACUUUGUCGGCUAGAACAUCUUCAUUUUCGACCAAUCAUUAUGUAAACUUUGUAAAGAACAGGUAUUUUUAAUAUUAUUAUUAUUAUAGUAACCGCAACUUCAUGUAGUUACAUUAGUUGAUUUUAUUAAAAAAUCAUAUAAGCUUAAUAAUUAAUAUGAAUCACAAUAUUUUGCAUGCUUGCUGAUUUUGAGAGUGCAACACGAAAGAAGCCAAGGAAGUAAUAUUAGCGAAUGAGUAGUUAGAUAAAACCAGCUCCGGUCUAGGUAUUUUUCUUUUUUUUUUAUGUUAAGGCUAACAAUUAAAAUGCUGAAAUUGGACACCAACCUGUAUAAAUUAACUGAAAUAAGUACUGUGAUAUUCAUUCACUUUCACACCUAAUAAUAAAUUAUAUAUUAUGUAGGUCUGUGUGGAGUAAUAAAUGUAAUAUUAUUUAGAUGCACGCUGUUUAUAAUUACACUUUAUUUAUAUUAUUUAGGGCCCAUUGAAGCAGGACUCCGAAGUCAAAUAUGUGUGUGAAUGUUGCCAUGAGGCGUAUUCAUGUUGCAGCGUGUUAGUGUGAGCUGGGGCCUGCAUUUGCCCGCCGUAAACUUAGUGUAGUGAAUAUUCGAGGUUAAUUAAAUAUCGCGACCGCGCUCGUCGCCUCCACACAGAGCUCGCUAUUGUAACAUUUUCUUUUCAUGUUCUACAUAACUUCGUAAUUUUGUUUUCUUACAUUGUUCGAAAUACGAAGUUCAACCAGUUUAAAUAAAUAAAUCAGUUUCAAAUAAAUUUUUAUUGGUAUUAAUAAUUCUUACCCUUUCUUAACAUUGACGAAAUUAGCUUUAUGAAAUCAGUCAUCUACAAUAAUUGAGUUUUUUUUUGUUUAUACUACGCAUCAUAAAGUAUUAUAGUCUUUAACAUUAUGCGUUUGUAUGUAUUGUUUUAAUGUUCAUCUGUUGUAUAUUAUGAAUGCUGUAAUGGAAAAAUCCAUUUAUGACCGGAUUGAAUUCUUUAAAAUAAUGCUAUAAAUAUCAUAUAUAUGUUAUGUAAUCGUAUUAUGCUUGCAGAGCUU
This is a messenger RNA of Diatraea saccharalis (sugarcane borer), 3882 nucleotides long. The record is from the annotation of a GenBank genome assembly. Lineage: Eukaryota; Metazoa; Arthropoda; Insecta; Lepidoptera; Crambidae.